GUCUUGCUGAAGGCUGCUCGAAAUGUCCCUGUUGAACUUCUGGGCCCUGGGGAAGUUCAGGGGGCAGGUCUGGAGAAGGGGAAGUGGGAAGGGAUGUGAAACUUGGCCACAGCCUGGCGCCACUCCUGCUGGGUAGCCCACAGGGGCCCUGCGCAGAGGGCAGGAACAUCCAGUUGAAGUUGACGACGGGAGGCAGGGGCAUCAUGGAGGGGCCCUGGGGCUGGCUGGUAGUCUGUGUGCUGGCCUUGUCGCUGGCCUCUACGGUGACCCAGGAUGUGUGCCGAGCACCAAACGGGAAGGACGGGGUGGCAGGAAGACCCGGCAGACCGGGGCGGCCAGGCCUCAAGGGGGAGCGAGGGGAGCCGGGGGCCCCUGGCAUCCGGACAGGCAUCCGAGGCCUUAAAGGAGACCAGGGAGAACCCGGGCCCCCUGGAAACCCUGGCAAGGUGGGCUACCCAGGGCCCAGCGGCCCCCUCGGGACCAGUGGCAUGCAGGGAAUUAAAGGCAUCAAGGGCAAUCCAGGAAACAUCAGAGACCAGCCACGGCCGGCCUUCUCGGCCAUUAGGCGGAACCCACCGAUGGGAGGCAACGUGGUCAUCUUCGACAAGGUCCUCACCAACCAGGAGGGCCCGUACCAGAACAACUCGGGCCGCUUCGUCUGUGCUGUGCCCGGCUACUAUUACUUCACCUUCCAGGUGGUGUCCAAGUGGGACAUCUGCCUGUUCAUCGUAUCCUCCUCCAGGGGCCAGGUCCGACGCUCCCUGGGCUUCUGUGACGCCAACAGCAAGGGGAUCUUCCAGGUGGUGUCGGGGGGCACGGUGCUUCAUCUGCAGCAGGGUGACCAGGUCUGGGUCGAAAAAGAUCCCAGUAAGGGCCGCAUUUACCAGGGCUCCGAGGCUGACAGCGUCUUCAGCGGCUUCCUCAUCUUCCCGUCUGCCUGAGCCAGGGAAGGACCACUCCCCCACACCCCGCCACUGCUCUGGCUUCCAUGCUCUGCUCUGUAAAAUGGGGGUGCUGUUGCUUUAGCUGCUGAAGGGAGGGGGCUGGCUCCGAGAGCCCCAGGACUUGCUGCCCCAUGACACGGGCUCUAAGAAGCUCAUUUCUUAGAAGUCUUUCUGGAAU
Messenger RNA from Cebus imitator (Panamanian white-faced capuchin), 1122 nucleotides. It is a transcript of the gene C1QA, whose product is annotated as complement C1q A chain. Gene Ontology annotation, molecular function: protein binding. The record is from RefSeq and is a predicted model, not a curated record. The transcript is spliced from 3 exons. Bases 204 to 941 code for a protein of 245 amino acids. Lineage: Eukaryota; Metazoa; Chordata; Mammalia; Primates; Cebidae.